UGCCUCUCCGACCCUCGAUCGACGACACCAACACGACGCUGAUCGACUACCAAGGAGAAUGGGAACUCGUCAUUGGGUCAACGAGGCAGUGGGAGGGUACUGUGCAUACGACAGGACAGGUGGGGGCAACUGCCACGUUUAGCUUCCGCGGCUAUCAACUCUGGAUAUGGGGAACCAUUCCUCCGGGCGAUGGGACCAACAUUAUCGAUAUCUCAGUGGACGGAGGUUCACCGAACACCACCAGCCGGACGUCCAAUGUUUCUGCUUCCUACAAUGAGCUCUACUACGAGUCACCCCUUCUCCCAGAAACUUAUCAUACCGUCGUGGUGACCAAUCGUGGGUCGGAGGCCAACGGUAACACCCUGUUCCUUCUCGACAGAUUCGAGUUCGAAACGUCGGAUGAAUUCCCCUCCUUUUCUGCGCCUGGAGUAAGCGCCUCUUCUACGCCAAUGUCCACGCCUACAACAUCACCCGAUGGGAAUGGAAGCGAUAACUCAACGUCGGAAGUUUCGGAGACACCAGUGGGUGCCAUAGUUGGAGGGGUGCUUGGCGGUCUGGCACUGGUUGUUUGUGCCCUUGGAUAUUUAUUGUGGAGAAGGAGGAGGAAACGAAGGAGGGCGUCUGAAGGGGAGAGAUCGGACCAAUGAUCCUCGGCACACCGCACUCACCUCACAGCUCCAACCCCAUUUCCUAAAGAGCCUCCCAGCUCUCAGUCAUCCGACGCACCUGUCUCUCGUGAAAUCCAACAUCAGGCGUCUUCGAAUCAAAUAUCAGAGAAAACUGUCUAUCAAAGUCUCCAUAACACCGAGUCAAUGCAGCCGUCGAACCCGGCUGCGAUGACAUCUUCGACAACUCUCGAUACUACGACAUCUUCCCGCCCCAUUGCAUCGUUCUCGCAGACGGACAGGACCUCUACGUCACCCUUAAACGAAGCUCAUGUCGGCGCGUCACUAGCUUCAGAAAUAGCGGACGCCUACAACUUGAACCAUCCCCCGCCGUCUUAUUCGCAGGCCAGCCAAAAUACCACCACAGUUGGAAGUGCGUCCUGAU
Molecule: messenger RNA, 1050 nt
Organism: Cyclocybe aegerita
Lineage: Eukaryota; Fungi; Basidiomycota; Agaricomycetes; Agaricales; Hemipholiotaceae
Source: the annotation of a GenBank genome assembly